Molecule: messenger RNA, 1303 nt
Organism: Ctenopharyngodon idella (grass carp)
Lineage: Eukaryota; Metazoa; Chordata; Actinopteri; Cypriniformes; Xenocyprididae
Gene: mxtx2
Product: mix-type homeobox gene 2
Exons: 4
Coding region: 1-933 (310 amino acids)
Molecular function (GO): DNA binding
Source: RefSeq, a predicted model, not a curated record
AUGUAUGAAGUGAUAAUCAAAACAUCCUUGAAAGACAUGUGGACUGACUGCAUUGCUCAGGAUGGAAACUCACAGGCCAGUAAAAUUGCAGGCCGCAGGAAGAGAACCUGUUUCACCAAAGAGCACUUGGAACUACUUAAAAUGGCUUUCAGUGUGGACCCCUACCCUGGUAUUAGUGUCAGGGAAAGUCUAUCUCAAGCCACGGGCCUACCCGAGUCACGUAUUCAGGUGUGGUUCCAGAACAAGAGAGCCAGAACCCUAAAGAACAGAGCUUAUCAGAACUCACCUCAGCUAGACAGCACCUCUCCUCUGCCCAGCCCUUUUCUACCCCCUCACAUGGCUAGCGUUGGGGUCAGUGGCCAACAGAGAGGCAUUCAAGAGGAAUCCUUCAACAUUCAGAUGUCUCAAACGUCUCCUCAGCACUUUACUUUCCCUCCAAGUGACUAUAGCACACCUGCCAUUAAGCCUCGGCAAAACAGGUUAAUGGGAACCAGCUCUUGUUCUCCCUCUCUUCCCUCUGAUCUACAAGCUAUGGCAGACAGCUGGAGCUCUGGAGGAAGCACACAGACCUCUCCUGAGUCUACAUGGAGUCUACCAGCACAGAGUUUUGGGAAUUCCUACAAGGAUGAGAGUCAUUUCUUCCUCUACCCACCACCUCCUUAUCCACAUGGAAGUGCCAAAGUCGGGUGUGUUAGUGGCCUUGAGUCACUUCCAACUUCUCCUGCCUCUCCUGAUUCUGCAUUUUGGGACAUGGGACUGGAAAAUUGCUCUCCAUCUGUGCCAGACACUGACUGUGGAAGCCCAUGGGACAGGGUCGCUGAGGAGCAGCCUGUGGCCCCACUUCCAGAUCUGUCCUCUCAGUAUCUGGAGGAUGUUCUUGGGAAAAUGGAGCCAGCCUGGUGGAACUUCAAUGGCCAGAUGGAUCUACAGUAAUCUAGCGAACUUCCAUAACCUAAAGGAGACAAACACUGUUUUAACAUAGGUUUAACUUGAGGGGAAGGAACUGUAUUAUAUGGAAAGCGUGGUAUUGUGCAAGUGCCGGUUACAGAGCAAUAUCAGAUAUCCACAUUGGACAGUUAUUUAAUGGACUUUAUUUAUUUAAAUUUUCUACCAAGGAGUAGAUUGGAAACAGUAGCCUACGGUUGCACCAUAAAAGUAACUUAUUUAUUCUUUAUGCUCUUUUUAAGGUAUUACAGUGCAGUUGGGAUAUUUAUUUCUACAUUUAAUGAAGGUCACACAACCUAUACUGUCACUUUGUAAAAUAUUGGAUAUUUAUUUGAAAUAAAAUGUUAAAAUGUAUAAA